ACGGAGUUGAGUUAACGUGUUUUGGUAUUAGCUGCGCUUUUCCAAAAUAAUAAUAUAAUAAAGAAAAAUUUAUGUACAAAGAUUUCAAGGUGCAGAAACGCAUUGCAAACCAACUUGGAAAUGGAGUGAAAAUAAAAAAGAAGCCGAGCAAAGAUAUAAAAAGUGUGAAGCAACAAAGUAGAAGCUGUGAGAAAAGAAAAAAGUGCAUUUGCAUUCUCAUUGCAAUCUUGUGUGAGUUUUUCUUCGUUUACAACGCUGCGAACCGAAAUAAAAGGAUUCUUUGCAUAUUCCCGUCCGUUCACUGCUUGCACAAAAACAACUUAUUGGAGCAAUUACGUGCAUUAAAGAAAAAUAAUUCAAAAUUAAUUUCCGGCGCAUAAAAAUCUUUUCAAAGCUGGAUUAUAAUAAAUCCGAAGAUAUUGGAUCUCUACAGGAAAAUAAUUCUGGAGUGACCAACAAAAUGGUGAAACGCACCGACGGCACAGAAUCACCCAUAUUAGCCGAAGCUGAUGCAGAUGGACAUGACAAACCGCGAGUGCGUUAUGGUGAACUGGUUAUACUUGGUUAUAAUGGUUAUUUACCGCAAGGUGACCGCGGUCGCAGGCGUUCAAAAUUCGUAUUAUACAAACGCACAGAGCCGAACGGUGUGAAACGUUCCAAACAUUAUAUCGUCCAAUCGCCACAGACAUCGAAAGCUAUACUAGAUGCCAAUCAACAUUCAAUAUCUUACACACUGUCUCGCAAUCAAGCUGUCAUUGUCGAAUACAAAGAGGACACGGAAACGGAUAUGUUUCAGGUCGGCCGUUCAUCAGAGUCCCCCAUUGAUUUCGUUGUUAUGGACACAUUGCCCGGCGAUAAAAAAGAUGCUAAAGUCAUGCAAAGUACAAUAUCCCGUUUCGCUUGUCGAAUACUAGUGAACCGAUGUGAAGCAUCUAAAGCGCGAAUAUUUGCAGCGGGUUUCGACUCAAGCAGAAAUAUAUUCUUGGGCGAGAAGGCCACCAAGUGGCAGGAUAAUGUCGAAAUUGAUGGUCUCACCACAAAUGGUGUACUUAUAAUGCAUCCAAAGGGUCAGUUCUGCGGUGGCAAUGCUAAAUGUGGUCUAUGGCGUGAAUGUUCGGUCGGCGGUGAUGUGUUCAGUUUGCGUGAAUCGAGAUCGGCACAACAGAAGGGACAGCCGAUUUAUGAUGAAUCGAAUGUGCUGCAAGAUGGCACAUUGAUUGAUUUGUGUGGUGCCACGCUGCUUUGGCGCUCAGCCGAGGGCUUACAACAUUCGCCGACCAAACGCGAUUUGGAAAAGUUAAUUGAUGAAAUCAACGCUGGACGUCCGCAAUGUCCGGUCGGUUUGAAUACCUUAGUAAUACCUAGAAAAGUGAAUAUCGGUGAUCAAGUGAAUCAGCCUUAUGUGUACUUAAAUUGCGGACAUGUACAGGGUCAUCACGAUUGGGGGCAGGAUAAGAGUACUGGUGCCCGUCGCUGUCCCAUGUGCCUCGAAGUUGGUCCGGUCGUUACGCUUUGUAUGGGUUUGGAACCGGCCUUUUACGUUGAUGUUGGUGCACCCACGUACGCUUUUAAUCCAUGCGGUCACAUGGCGACUGAGAAAACAGUCAAGUACUGGGCAAAUGUUGACAUACCGCAUGGCACUAACGGUUUUCAAGCGGUCUGUCCCUUCUGUGCGACGCCACUGGAUGGCUCAUCUGGUUAUAUAAAGUUGAUUUUUCAAGAUAAUUUAGAUUAAAUUAGCAUAAAAUAGUUUAUAUUUAAUUAAAAAGUAAACAAAACAUACAUAUUUUGAGUGCAUGCAAAGCGAAAUGUUGUAGUUUAUCGGCAUAAAUGUCCAAAAAAAAUUGAAAGUAGAUAAUAUUUUGCUGCGAAAGGGCUUUUGGACAUUUUCAAAGCAAUUUAAUGUGUUUCAUAAAGAAAUGCCAUUAUUGUAUAAACCUUUUGAGUUUAAAUGUAUGUACAUACAUAUACAUAAGUGUUUUCAUUUUUUUUACGCGUUGGCUGAUAAGCUUUAACAUAAUAUUUCUUAUUUAUUUGCCAUUUGGGCAAAAAUAUUUACAAAUUAUUUUAAACAUAACAUAAACUGAAAAAUUUACAUACAUAUAUAUAUAUAUAUAUAAUAUACAAUAUGUAUAGUACAUAAAUGGAAAUGAUGAGAUACAAGGAAGUAUUACAAAAACACAAAGAAUAUAACAAUAAUAUACAUACAAGAAGGCGCAUCUAGUUUUUAAAAAUCGCAAGGAGAAUAAAAUCGAAAUCGAGAAAGUACGAAAUGGUUGCAGAUAAAAUUGCAGAACUGCAAUGUUACGACUUGAUAUCGAAAGUUAAUAAUGCAUUGUAAUGAAUUGUAAAGGAAUGUAAAA
This is a messenger RNA of Rhagoletis pomonella (apple maggot), 2363 nucleotides long. RefSeq names its product protein pellino (gene Pli). Gene Ontology annotation, biological process: protein polyubiquitination; regulation of Toll signaling pathway. Lineage: Eukaryota; Metazoa; Arthropoda; Insecta; Diptera; Tephritidae. Gene Ontology annotation, molecular function: ubiquitin protein ligase activity; protein binding. Bases 461 to 1735 code for a protein of 424 amino acids. The transcript has 10 exons. The record is from RefSeq and is a predicted model, not a curated record.